Messenger RNA from Dibothriocephalus latus, 1086 nucleotides. Lineage: Eukaryota; Metazoa; Platyhelminthes; Cestoda; Diphyllobothriidea; Diphyllobothriidae. The record is from the annotation of a GenBank genome assembly.
AUGGAAUUAAGAAAAGCCGAGGGGGUUGUUGACGUCUUCAAGACUGUCAUGCUGGUCUAUAUCGGAGGCCCAAUAACAGUGGUGGGAAUUAUCACCAGUAUUCUCAGCCUCCUAAUGUUUAAACGAGACACCGCCACCUCGGCCAGUACUCGCCUUCUGCUCUCUGCAAUCGCUGUAGUGGAUAUCCUCUUCCUGGCCUGCUGCUUCAUAUUCUGGACCAUCAGGGGCAUAUUCGGUGAAAGCCCAGCCUUCGCCGCCUUCAUGGACAGUCCCUUCGUCUACGGUUUCCUCUUCUACGUCUGCAACGUCUUUGAGAUGGUGCGAAAUUGGCUGAUUGUGGUGCUGGCCGUGGAGCGACUGCUCUUCUUCAUGAAACCCCUCGAGUUCAAGAGUAUUUGGUGUCUGUCACGUGUCCGCGGCAUCAUAAUUGCGGUCAUUCUGCUCUCACUCCUCGUCCGUUUACCCGUGCUGCUCUUCGGCAUUGCCAAACACGACAGCCAUUUGGACCAAGGCGUGACUCGCACCACCAGACUGAUACACGCGCUGACAGACUGUCUCGUGCUCACCACCCUGCCGGUGACUGUGAUGAUUGUGCUCUCCACCCUGACAACCGCUCGUGUGCGCGCAAUGAUUGAGAUGAAACGUCAAGUCCGUAAGCCAUCAGAGACGCCUAAGGAAGAGAAAAAGGAGGCGCCAACUGCCGCGACGGCUGCUUCCGGAUGCCCUUCUUCUGGAGAUAAGCCGAACGCGCAACAAAAACACCACCGUAUCAUCAAGAUUCUACACACGGUUCUCAUCACCUUUAUCAUUUUCUGCUCUCCGGCGGUCCUCACAACAUCAGUUCACGCUUAUGUGGCCUUCCACAACAUUACCAGCGGCCCGGUAGAGUUGGCCUCGAAAAUACUAUCGCCCAUCUCAAAUGCGGGCUCAUUGCUGAAUUCGACGUCCAACUUUUUCGUGUACAUCAUCCAGAGCAGGCGAUAUCAGCGGAUAAUAGUUGAGAUGUUGGCGUUGGAUCGGUGUGGCUUCAAAAAGCUCUUAAAAGUAACAAAUAAACUCUCCGGAAGUACUAAUGCCUCGGACUGA